Messenger RNA from Durio zibethinus, 2658 nucleotides. RefSeq lists its product as uncharacterized. The record is from RefSeq and is a predicted model, not a curated record. Lineage: Eukaryota; Viridiplantae; Streptophyta; Magnoliopsida; Malvales; Malvaceae. Gene Ontology annotation, cellular component: membrane.
AAAGUAGAAAAAGAAACACUAAUUGAAAAACAUUUUUUUUCUUAACCGCCGUCCUUAUGAUUAAAAGAAAAUUGGCUGAGAUGAUUAACAAUUUGGCGCGGCCAUGUCCAGAAAUGAGGAGUUUUCUAUUUCCUAUCGAAAGAAUCAUAGUAAUUGGCAUAUUCCAUGUCGCAAGAUGCGUAGCCCAAUCCCAACCGUCCACUCUACAGUCCCGUCAAUGUCUAUUACAAUCAAAAAUCAACGGCUGCCGUGAACAGAACCAUUCAAGAAUAAAACUUUAAGGGUCCCACUCUCACAGAAUUUUUCUGCCAGGUGUAGACACCAACUUGACCGUUGACGCGUCACUACCACCAACGAACUACUUAAAAACGUUAGCCAAUUUUUUUUCCCUAUGCAAAGAAACCGCAGCUUCAUUCAUGGUCGCUGGAAUUGAACUUUUCAGAUUCACCUUUAUUUGAUGCGCCAGACAACAUUCCACUGUUCGUAGGCGUUAGGAACUUUUUUUUCUUUUUGAUGUUUGAUGAUGGCGGCUUCAGCGAAUACCAACGGUGGAGAUCAUACGGUAGAACUGAUUGUGCUUGGCGCCUCCGAAUCGGCGGCUGAUGGUGGCUCAUCAGCAUCGGCUUCGGAGGAGAUAAAACCUCUCUUGACGCCGAGCAUGAGGCCCAAGAUCAACAUCUUCUCGGUCUCUCAUUCCCGAAGAAAACCUAGGGAGAUAGUGAUAAAAGUGCCAGAAACGGAGAUAUCUCCAGUUUCACAGUUUAUUUUGUGGGUAUGGAGUGGAUCCAGGUACUCUGGUCUAGUAUGCAUGGCCUUGUCAUCUAUAAUCUACUUUGUCAUGGAAGUUCUUUCUGGUAAUUUCACUGCUCAGUCAAUUCCUUUGUUUGAGACUGCAUUUACAAGAUGUACAAUUACCUUGAUAUUAUCAUAUUUAUGGUUGAGAAGAAGUGGGCAGCCAAUGUUUGGAGCAACAAAUCCCAGGAAUCUUUUAGUUUUAAGAGCCCUAGUGGGAUAUCUCUCAUUAUUGAGUUUUAUCUAUUGCAUUCAAAGAAUACCUUUCUCUCAUGCUAUUAUGUUAAGCUUUACAACUCCAAUAGUGGCUUCAAUCAUGGCCAGAAUUAUUUUGCAUGAAAAGUUGAAAAUUGCAGAAAUCGGAGGUCUUGCUUGCAGUUUCUUUGGCAUGCUUUUCAUUUUUCAGCAGAUGCUUACUACACAAGGAGGGUUACUUAAAGCUGAGGAAUCAAGCAAUACAAGUUUCAGAAGAAGUAACCAGAUAUAUGCAGCCUUGAUUGGUUUUCUUUCAUCAAUAACUGGUGGAAUCUGCUACUGUCUCAUAAAGGCUGCAGCUAAGGCAUCAGAUCAAGCCGUGGUGACAGUUUUUUCAUUUGGCAUACUGGCUAGCCCUGCUGCUGGAAUAUGCACAUUUGCCUUAGAGGAGUUUGUGCUGCCAAGUUUCUAUUCACUAUCUCUGAUGCUUGCACUUGGUAUUCUGUCCUUCUUAGCUGAGGUGUUUCUAGCGCGUGGACUUCAGCUUGAGAAAAUUAGCAACGUUGCAAAUGUCCAGUUUAUUGAGGUUGCCUUGUCACAGUUAUGGGGCAUAGGCACCUCAAGAAUCGCUCCUUCAUUCGGUCGACUUGUUGGGUGCCUACUUAUCUUAAUCUCAGUGUCUUGUACUAUGUAUUUUGGACCCGAAAAAGAGAUUGAAUGAGAAAUGGUACAUUCUUUUCUUUUAGUACCAAAAUUUUUGUGUUCAACUUGUUUUAUCGUAAAAAUUUUUAAUUGUAUUUAGUGGCUUUUGCUUUCUUCUGCUGGCAAGAUGGCUUCUUCAACUAAAGCAAAGCAAAUCAUGCCCUUGCCCUUCAGCCCUUCUAACAUGAAUAGCAUUUUUUUUGUAUUGUCUAUUGGUUGGCAAAAAUGGAAUGUUCUUUGUUUUAGUUGAGCUAAAAUCUUGGUGGAUUUAAAUGUAUUUUUAGUGUCCAAGACGUAUUGAAAAUUCAAUUUUAUAUGAUAUUGUAAUUUUUUAAUUCCAGUUUUGCUUAAACUCACUUAUUUUAGUGAUGCUAUAUGAGCAAGAUAUAUUUAAGUUUUUUUAUUUUAUUCUUUUAUUUCACACAAAAUAAAAGUAUAUAACCAUGUAAAAUCAUUAACUUAAUUAUGGAAUGCAAAAUUUAAUUACUAGGAACAUACCAUCUUGAAGAUUAAAGUGCUUGCUAUAUGUUAAAAACAUUGGAAAACUACCUUUUUGAUGAAGAUGAUACCACAAAAAAUAUAGAAAAGAAAAAAAAAAGUUUGAGUUUCCCAUGCAAAUAAAGUCCCCUUUUAACUCGGAAAUUGGAAUUGUAGAAAAGGGGUUGAAAGUGUUGGGCUGUGUCCUGUGUGCUUGAAAAUUCUUCUUAAGCUUGGUAAUUAAAGAGGCGAGGAAAGUCAAUAUUCUUCACAAAAUAGAAUGUUGAACAUUACUUUAGACAUAAAAAAAUUAUAGAUUAAAUUGCUAUCUAAUGCUAUCGAUGUAAGAAUUAUUAGAUUGUGUUCGCUACGAGAUAAAAGUCUGCUUUGGAGACAUGACAUGGUCUCUCCCACUGUUGAAAACAAAUGCCUAAGUAAAGGAAGGGUGGUUAUUAUAAAAAUACAAUCUUGUUAUAUGUGAAAUCUUUUUUC